AUGAGGCCUAUAAACAAUUUAUCCUUCCCGAAAAAAGAUUUAACGAUCCCUUCAGUUAACUCUUUUGUGAACAAGUCGGAUUUUGAAACGACAUGGGACGACUUCAACGUAGUCGCAAAUUUUUUCAGAUCAAACUCAGGUCCUUUCGAAUUGGCCCUGUUUGAUUGGGAAAAGGCAUAUAGGCAAAUCCCCACAAAGAUGGAUCAAUGGCCUUUUCUAAUGGUAAAAGAUCUCGAAGGGGGUCUCUACAUUGAUACUAGAAUCACUUUCGGCGGUGUAGCCGGCUGCGGGUCCUUUGGUAUUCCAGCGGAUGCAUGGAAAAAGGUGAUGAGUUACGAAUUUGAUGUAACCCGAAUUUUUAGGUGGGUUGAUGACAACCUCUUCAUAAAGCGACCUACAGCUACUUUUGGUAUCAAAGACGUUGUAAAACGGUCCUUAGCUUUAGGAGUACAAACAAACGAAGAAAAAUGUGCCGAUUUCAGCGAUGAACAAAAAUUUAUAGGAUUCGUUUGGAACGGUCGCGAUUCAACUGUAAGAUUACCAACAAACAAGCUGGAUCUCCGGAAGAAACAGAUUGAAGAAUUCCUAGUACCUCGAGCCGAAUUCAAAUUCAAUGACGCUGAAGUACUCGCAGGACGUUUAACUCAUGUCUCAUACCUGCUGCCGCAAUUGAGAGCUUACAUACGUGGAAUUUACCGCUGGAUGAAUGAAUGGAAGAAACCUUUUGCCACACGAACGGUCCCGGAAGACGUAGUAUCAGACCUGAAAUUCUGGUUGGAAACGCUAUCAAGUUUCAAAAACGCGCGAUUAGUUCACUCCAACAAACCGGUAGAGGUGAACUGGGUGGGAGACGCUUCCACGAGUUUCGGGAUAGGGGUUCUGAUAGGUAACCGAUGGAGCCAAUUCAGGCUAAAAGAGACUUGGAGAGACAGUGUCCCCGCUAGAGGGAUAGCUUGGCUUGAAACGGUGGCGAUUAGGCUAGGCGUGCUGAUGUUAUUGGAGCUGGGUUUGGUGGCGCAAGGCUCCAAUUACAUUGUCUGGACAGACAACACGGUAACCGAGGCAACUCUCACAUCAAAGAAAUCGAAAGACGCCUUCGUCAACGAGGAGUGGAAAAUAAUACAGGCUUUCCUCAUCGAACAUCAAGUGGACUGUACCCCCAAAAGGGUCAUCUCAAAAGAAAACAGGGCGGACGCUCUUUCAAGAGGGAUUCAAAGCCCGCACAUCAAGGAAACAAGGGUGUGGCUUACGAUCCCAAUUGACCUGAUCCCAUUUUUGUUCCACGCGUAG
Messenger RNA from Puccinia graminis f. sp. tritici CRL 75-36-700-3, 1290 nucleotides. RefSeq lists its product as uncharacterized. Lineage: Eukaryota; Fungi; Basidiomycota; Pucciniomycetes; Pucciniales; Pucciniaceae. The transcript has a single exon. Bases 1 to 1290 code for a protein of 429 amino acids. The record is from RefSeq and is a predicted model, not a curated record.